Stylophora pistillata is the source of this 2904-nucleotide messenger RNA. RefSeq names its product E3 ubiquitin-protein ligase RNF10. Gene Ontology annotation, biological process: positive regulation of transcription by RNA polymerase II. The record is from RefSeq and is a predicted model, not a curated record. Gene Ontology annotation, molecular function: metal ion binding; transcription cis-regulatory region binding. NCBI's taxonomy places the organism in Eukaryota, Metazoa, Cnidaria, Anthozoa, Scleractinia, Pocilloporidae.
CACGUCAUCCACCAUUAGUAUUUUGGCGCUGGCUACAGCAGCCCAGAGAGCUUUCGUUACUACUUUUAUUUCAUCUGCAAAGUCCCUGUAAGGGACACAAUACCUGUGUUACAAGGGAGCAAACGUUCCCUUGUUGUUUUUUGUACAUUUUUAACCUAACAUUUCCCAAAACCUUGGACACAAACAACGAAAAAGUACCAUUUGAGCUUCGUCAGUUUCAUUAUGGCUUUGUGAGAAUUUUGCGCCAUGUUUAUGCAAGAAUUGGUCGAAAACGUCUUUUCUCCUGUUGGAGUGACCGUUUGUUGCGCUUCAGUUUUUAAUUCAAAACUUCACAGAACAGAAAUUUGGGCAGUGGAUGAGCAAGGAGUGCGAGGAGAUGGAGGGAAGAACAGCUACGCCGAAAGGAGUAGUUCCCUCUUCACAGCUGAAUGGGAAGGAACCAGCCCUGAGAAGUAAAGGGAACUGGAGAGGUAGAAAUAGGAGAGGACAUAACAGUGGUAGAUAUCCCAGUCAAGACCGUUACAGACAACAGAGGGACUCCUAUGAGAAGAGAGAUGGGUUCAAUCAACCACAGAGACGUGGAGCUAUGCCAGACAGGAGGCCCCCAGCAAGAAGUUUCUAUCAGUCUAGUGUAGAUUCAAAAAGGGAAUCUGUCUCAAAUGUACUACAAGACAAUCCAGUGACUGGUCCUACUGCUGGGGCUAAAAAGUAUGGCAUGUCACUCAAUCACCUUUUGAACUUCAAGUAUGCACCAAGGGAAAAGCCCCUUGCUUAUCUCCCCAGAAAUGGUCGCAAAAAGUACACUCCAUUUAAUAAAGAACAGUUCAUCCAAGCUAACUUUCAGUUUGUAGUGUCAGAUUGUGGUGAUUAUGAAAUUCAUGGUAUGGAUCCUGAUGUGCUUGUAGAGUGGGAUUUGAUUGAACAAGUGCGAAUCUUCAGCCAUGAGGUGCCAUCAUGCCCAAUCUGUUUAUAUCCCCCUGUGGCAGCCAAGAUAACCCGAUGUGGCCAUAUCUACUGUUGGUCUUGUAUUCUUCAUUACCUAAGUCUGAGCGACAAUUCUUGGCACAAGUGUCCCAUAUGUUUUGAAGCUGUCCAUAAAAAGAACUUGAAGAGUGUUGUUGCCAUGGAAUCACACCCAUUUUCAGUAGGUGAUACUAUCACCAUGAGGCUUAUGAAGCGAGCUAAGAACUCUGUGCUUGCCAUUCCUAAAGCCCAAUGGCACGAGAGGGAAUUGAAGCCUUUUGGUUUCAGUGAUAAAGUAGAUAUCCGUUAUGCAAAACUACUGCUGGCUUCUCCUGAUGAAGUUUUGAAACAGAUUGUUGAACCUGAAGAGACAGCACUGAAUACACAGCUUGUUGAAGCCAAAAGUGAACAGUCAGAGGAAGUUUGUUACAUUGAGGUAGCACUGGAAGAAAUUAAGGCUCGUCAUGAAAGUCUGAGUAAAUCAAAGGAUUGUGUGGACGAAGUGAAAAGCCUUAUGGAAAGGACAUUGCAGUGUGAGGAAGAGGAUUGCAAAGAUGUUAAAGAAGUUACCAGUUGGAAAGUACUUUCCCCAGGGGCAAUUCAGGAUGUUGGCGAGUAUGAGGCAGCCUUCUCUGAUGAAGAAGACGGAGUUGCACAGGGGGAAGAACAAGAAUCGGAUGUUGAUGUAAUUGAUUCAUUAUCUAAAGAAACCUGUAAAACAACCGAGGUCGUGGAAGAUAUUGAUGAGGUCGCUUCCCCUAGGAGAGCACGAGAACACAGCAGUGAGAGUACAUCAGGAGAGUCUAGUUCAGAGUCUUCAAGACCUUUAUCUCCUGGUGCUGUCACAACUCAGCACUACUACUUCUAUCAAGCUGAUGAUGGCCAAAAUGUGUUCUUGAGCUCUAUCAAUGCACGCUGCUUGAUUAAGGAGUAUGGGAGUCUGGAGUAUUGUCCAGAAUUCAUUACUGGAGAGAUUGUGGAAAUGCAGGCCUUGACCCAGAGUGAGGCUCUUCGCAAGCAGUUCCGUUACAUGAGCCAUCUUCCUCUGACCUGUGAGUUUGUUAUUUGUGAACUGGACAUCAAACCACCUGUUGUGUCACGCCAAACUCUCAAUUUCUUCAGAGAGGAGCUUCAACGCAGAAGACAGCAGAGGCAGAAAAAGUUAAAGAUGGAGAAGAAGAAAGAGCAUAAAAUUUCAUCCAGUGAUUCUUCUUCAUACAGCUCAGGGAGAUUCACUAGUGAAUCGCUAGUUCCAGAACGCUUAGAUCUUGGCAGUGAGUUAGAGUUCCCGGCUCAGCACGGUCCAUUGGCUUUCUCACCACCCGGUAACUCGUCGCCCAGCCCAUUCAUGCAGUUUGCAGCCUCCAUGGCUAGUCAAGAUGAAGGUUAUGCUGCCGCAGGAGAAACAGAUGGAGCCAGUUUGCAGGAUAAUUUGGGACCAAACCCUCCAUCUUUUGCCGAGGCUCUGAGGUCCAAGAAGGCUGUUGAUAUUCCGAAACGCAGGGAGAAGCCUACUUUAGCAGCAUCAGCGAGGAAGAACACAGAAGACGAAGACGAGGAGGAUUGUGCACCAGUGCCUACUUUCCAGUCUGCCUUCACCGAGGCCCUGGGCGCGACUGAUUGGACCAGAAGUAGUUUUUACCAGGAAAGUCAAGGCGCCACAGGGGAACGGAGCAGUGGAAAGAAGCAGAAGAAAACCAAAAAGAAACUUCUUUUUACCACAGGAAGUUUCAUGAAGUAUUCCUAAAACACAAUUUGACUUAACCUUUGAAGCGGUCGGGUUAUUCAUGCAGACCUUUGAAGUAGGGUUAAUUUGAACCUAAGAAUUGUAUUUUAAAAAAAAUACGCUUGUCCUGUUCAGAGAGUAAUUCUCCGCCACGAGCGUCUACUGUAUUAUCACUGAAAACGUUUGUCGAUAAUAAAUAGUUACGAGAGACCAGA